This is a messenger RNA of Alosa sapidissima (American shad), 2706 nucleotides long. RefSeq names its product interleukin 20 receptor, alpha (gene il20ra). The record is from RefSeq and is a predicted model, not a curated record. Lineage: Eukaryota; Metazoa; Chordata; Actinopteri; Clupeiformes; Clupeidae. The transcript has 7 exons. The coding region runs from base 155 to 1678 and encodes 507 amino acids. Gene Ontology annotation, molecular function: protein binding.
CGUCAUUCAAGUCCUACGACUUGAGUUGACACUCACUUUCCUAGAAGACACGAUGUUGCAAUGUGCUCACCAAACCUGUCCACGAAGAAAGAAUUCGUGGUCUUUUUAAAUAAUUUAGUCGACUUCUGUUAUAUCACGAUGUAGAGAAUCAAACAUGUGGAACAUGUUUUUGAUCGUGGUCACUCUCCUGGCGUUACAUAGGACAGAUUCCAUUGACAUUGAUCCACCAGAAAGAGUUCGUUUCAAAUCCACCAACCUGCAGAAUGUUGUGGUGUGGAAUCCUGGCAUGGAGGGAACCCACUACUCAGUGGAGUAUGCAAUUUAUGGUGACGAAGACAAGACGGUAGAGGGCCAGGGUCUAUGGAGACCAGUGAGACACUGCACGUGGAUCCUCCUGAAUUCCUGUGACUUGUCCGACCAGACUCAUAAACUUGACGAGAUUUACUACGCCAGAGUGAGAGCAAUGAGAGACUCUGCAGUCAUCUCAAACUGGACAAUGACUCGGUUUGAACCUCGGUCAGACACAGCCUUAGGUCCACCUCACUUUACCUUGCACACCAGCGGAAAUUCCCUUGAUAUUUAUUUGAAGGGUCCAAUGAGAUGGAAAAACAAAUACAUGAAGAAAGAGCGCCCUAUGAAAAAUAUAAUUAAUGAGAUAUGGUACAACAUCUCUGUCUAUGACAACACAAGCAGACACACGAGACAUAUUAUUACAAAGAACCAGUCCUACCAACUUGGCUCACUGGAAUAUGAUACAAUAUACUGCGUGUCUGCUGGGACCUAUUCACAAAACAUUCAUGAAGAAUCCCACACAAGUGAAUGGCAGUGUGAAAAAACACCAACAGAUCCUUUCAAGAAGCAUAUGUUGAUGGUGAUUCUAGCUGGUCUUCUACCCUCAGCAGUAUCCUUGUUCAUCUUGAUAUUGGCCAGCUGUCUUGUGUACCAUUAUAUAUUUGGUAACAAGCAGAAACACCCACACUGCACGAGCAUAUCACCCAAGGAGCCAACUUUUGCCCCUCGAAUGGCAAUUAUCGAUGUCAUCAAUGUCAACAUCCACAAACCCAGCCUCCCGGGGGAUGAGUUUGAGAAACUGCCUGCUAUCCUUCCUGGUCAAUUGCCUGCUAUCCUUCCUGGCUAUGCAGUCCAGCGAGCAUCGCCACCAGUGUAUAACUCACAGUCAUGGCACUCUUCUGGAGGGGUAAGUGAAGAAAAUGUUCCUUUGAACGCUGAGGCGCAGGAGUUUGACGACGAGAUGCCUCCGGACUACGGAUUUGUCGUCCACUCGCCUCCAGAGGAAUCGACGGGACGAGGCUCUGACCCUCUCGUACCACCACAGCCCGCCGUGCUUCCUGUCACUGGACACAACAGUUACAUGGCACAGAGUGACGGCAGGCCGGGUCAGUCGACAGGUCAGAGCAGCACCGAUGAGGACGAGGACCAGGACGAGGGCGGUCCCACGGUGAUUGACUGGAAUCCCAGCACUGGGGUCCUGCAUAUCCCAGAGCUAAACCCUAUGCCAUUGCUGGGGGCCGGACGUGAGGUAGAGCUGGAAGAAGACAUGGCCGUGCCCAGAAGCAUCUUCUCCAGCCUGGUGAUGAGACAGGAGAGCUACGAGUCUGAGGAUGGCCUCUGUAAAAUGGAGACUGUUUGGCAACUUCAAAUCAACAUGGAAGAAUAACUCAUGUAGACCAUCUCAAUCUGUUUCUAGAGGGUUUCCGGUUGAAACGUUCAAAAUCAACACAGAUACUUUGAAAUGAAUAUGAAUCAGACUUUUAGCGUAAUGUUCUACAAAAUGUUGACUCUAAAACUUGUUUUGUUUGUUUGUUUGUUUGUUUGUUUGUUUGUCCCGAAGUUAGCAUAAGCUCAAUGUUGUUUUCUGUGUCACCGGAAAUGUCUUAGGAAAGCACCUGUUUGUUUAUGCAGUUGAAAGUUUUCAGUAUGAAAAGGUGAUGAUACAUGGGGCACCUUUUUGAGCAAUGUUACUGGGCAACCACAUAACCAGUUCCAUAUGUUCUGAUUGGAUGAUCAUGAAAAUGUGCCUGAUGAUUGAAGUUCUUUAGAGGGAAGAAAAUGCCCUGCAUGCCAUGCCCAUGAACAUUGCCCUGCAACAUUGCUCAUAAAGUUCACUUGUCUGUCAUCAGCUUAAGAGUAACUCAACUCUGCAUAAGCACACUGGCAGCUAGAGUUGCCAACCUCAAUGCACAAGAGUAAAUACAUGACAAUCAGUGUUCUUUACUGGAUGAUAAGAAAUGUAGACAGUCAAGUGAAGGCAUUGAGGUGGCGACCAUAUUAAACAAACAGUCUUUUCAGUUGUAACCUAUAUAAAAUGUGUCUAAUUGGAAGGUAUGAUGAUGUAAUAUCAAAUAUCCUAGUUACGUCAGUUACAACCCUCUUGUAAUAUCCUAAACACUAUUGAUAUUUUAUAAAAUGCAGUUUAAUUAAUUUUUGACAGUAGCUUAUCACAAAGAAUAGGCCUAAUAGUAAAAUGUAGCCUACUUAGGCCUACUCUACGUGCCAAAUAAGUGUUUCCUCUAAAAAAAUGAAGGAGUAGCCAAUCGAUUGAAGUCAGUUUCACCUUUUGAACUGCUGCAACCAUUAAUAUUGUCCUAAAUAUAAGCCAAUACUCUGAUUGUAAAUACAUGUGGCUAUAUAUAAUAUAUAAAUAUACAUAGGCCUAUAUUGUAAAUAAAUUCUAUGUUUACACUA